AUAUUUAAAUUUAAUAAAAUUAUUUUUAUAAUUAUACUAAUUAUAAGAAGUUUAAUCUCAAUCUCCGCUUAUUCUUGGUUUUCUAUAUGAUUAGGGUUAGAAAUUAACCUUCUUACAGUUAUUCCCUUAUUUUUAAAAAAAUCUAAUAAAUACCCCUCAGAAUCAAUAAUAAAAUAUUUCUUUAUCCAAGCUUUAGCCUCCACUUUAAUUCUUUACAGAAUCUUAAUAUCUUUUAACUUAAAUUCUACUUUUAUCAGUAAAUUUUCAAUUGUAUUAAACUCAGCACUCCUAAUAAAAAUAGGAGCAGCACCCUUCCAUUUUUGAUUUCCAGAAAUUAUUGAAGGUUUAAACUGAAAUAAUACUCUAAUUAUUUUAACUUGACAAAAAUUAGCCCCAAUAAUUAUAUUAUCCUAUAGGAUGAUAAAUCCUACUUUCAUCUGUUUUUCUAUUAUCUUUUCUUCUAUUAUUAGUGGAAUCCAAGGAUUAAAUCAAAUCAGAUUACGAAAAAUUAUAGCUUAUUCCUCCAUCAAUCAUAAUGGAUGAAUAAUCUCAAAUUUAUUAGUUUCUUCAGAUAUAUGAUUAUUCUAUUUUAUAAUUUAUACAUUUAUUUCAAUAAACCUAAUCUAUGCUUUUAAACUAUUUAAAAUUAAUAUAAUCCAACAACUAAUAAAUAUUCUUAACUAUAAUAAAUUAGUAAAAAUUAGAAUCCUUUUAAAUUUCCUCUCACUAGGUGGUCUUCCGCCUUUUAUUGGAUUCCUUCCUAAAUGAUUAACUAUUUAUUUUAUAACAGAAAAAACUUUCCUUUUUUUAACUAAUAUUCUUAUUAUCUGUACAUUAAUUGUACUCUAUUUUUACUUACGCCUAAUUUUAUCAACUCUAACUUUUAAAAUUAAAGAAAGUUUAAUUUUCUCUUUUAAAAAAAUAAAUAUUAUUUUUCUAUUUAUUAACUCUAUUAACUUUACAGGACUAAUUUUAACCUCAAUUUUUCCAAUCUAA
Molecule: messenger RNA, 996 nt
Organism: Sitophilus oryzae (rice weevil)
Lineage: Eukaryota; Metazoa; Arthropoda; Insecta; Coleoptera; Curculionidae
Source: the annotation of a RefSeq genome assembly